AUGGUUUUUUAUGUGAACAAUGCCUUUGAGUUCGUCUACUAUGGCAUCUACUUAUUCGGCUGUACGAUGGAGGUAUUUCCCACCUGCUACUUUGGCACUUAUUUCGAAAUCGAAUUCGACCAAUUGACCCAUAUGCUGUUCUCGUGCAAUUGGAUGGAUCAGGGGCGUGAAUUUAAAAAGAAUUUGCGCAUUUGUGUAGAGCAGUCGUUGCGGAAACGUAGUUUUCGUGUCGGUGGCAUGUUUCAUAUAAACUUGAAUACCUUCUUUGCAACUUGCAAGGGUGCCUACUCACUAUUGGCGCUCGCCCUGAGCAUGAAAUAACUCGGAUGAAUGAAGAGGAAUUUGUUGAAGAUAUCUAACAAAAAAACUUAAAAAAAAAUACACAAAUAUCAGCUUAAAUAUUUUCACCAUGCACUUUUAAUGUAGCCUUUAGAUUGCAAUAAAUU
Messenger RNA from Rhagoletis zephyria (snowberry fruit fly), 446 nucleotides. Its product is annotated as odorant receptor 33b-like. Gene Ontology annotation, biological process: sensory perception of smell; detection of chemical stimulus involved in sensory perception of smell. The record is from RefSeq and is a predicted model, not a curated record. Gene Ontology annotation, cellular component: plasma membrane. NCBI's taxonomy places the organism in Eukaryota, Metazoa, Arthropoda, Insecta, Diptera, Tephritidae. Gene Ontology annotation, molecular function: odorant binding; olfactory receptor activity.